ACCUUAGCCCUUCCCCAAUCGUGGCAUCAUGAGCGAUGAGCCGUUUCUGCGUUGUGGAUCCCUCGGCGGGGUUGAAGGAACGGUGCUCCGUUUGUUUGAUAGCCCCCGAGAAAGAACGAAAGAAAGGAGCGAGCGAGUGUGAGACAUGCCGAGGAGCGUGCUUGCCGGUUCCAUUUCUUCCCCUAAGAUCGAUGUUGUCAUCGACACGGGAAAUCCCUUCCUUAACCGCACCGUCGACGGCUUCCUCAAGAUCGGAACUGUCGCCGCUUCCAAGGUUGCCGUGGAGGAAACCUACCAUUGCAUGGAUAAAGGGAGUAUCAGCAAGGGAAAACUAGAGGCUGCUCUGAAGAAGAUGUGUAAAGAGGGAGUAUAUUGGGGAACUGCAGCUGGGGUAUACGCGGGAAUGGAGUACGGUGUGGAAAGGAUCCGUGGUAAACGAGACUGGAAGAAUGCAACGCUUGGUGGUGCGAUAAGUGGGUUGCUUAUUUCAGCAGCCAGCAAUAAUGGAAGAGACAAGGUUAUCAAGGAUGCUAUCACCGCUGGUGCUGUAGCUACUGCUGCUGAAUUUAUCAACUAUUUCACUUGAUGUGUUAUCAGAUCACCUUGUAGUUUAUGCAAUUAGUUAUGUUAAAUGAUUCCGUCGCCGUGCUUGUCACCUCUCAUCUUCACUUGAUCAAUGAUGUUGAGGAUCUGGAUCAAGUGGAAAUCAUAUAUGGGUGACUAUCCUUGUAGUGAACAUUUCCCUAUUUAAUAAAAUGAAGGCUGGAGCAGAGUCUGUAUGAUUCGUGUUUUCAUUUCUA
Messenger RNA from Musa acuminata subsp. malaccensis (wild Malaysian banana), 800 nucleotides. Its product is annotated as outer envelope pore protein 16, chloroplastic. Lineage: Eukaryota; Viridiplantae; Streptophyta; Magnoliopsida; Zingiberales; Musaceae. Gene Ontology annotation, molecular function: amino acid transmembrane transporter activity. Gene Ontology annotation, cellular component: chloroplast outer membrane. Gene Ontology annotation, biological process: protein import into chloroplast stroma. The record is from RefSeq and is a predicted model, not a curated record.